Sphaerodactylus townsendi is the source of this 929-nucleotide messenger RNA. RefSeq names its product microsomal glutathione S-transferase 2 (gene MGST2). Gene Ontology annotation, cellular component: membrane; nuclear envelope; endoplasmic reticulum. The record is from RefSeq and is a predicted model, not a curated record. The coding region runs from base 171 to 611 and encodes 146 amino acids. The transcript is spliced from 5 exons. Gene Ontology annotation, molecular function: enzyme activator activity; glutathione peroxidase activity; glutathione transferase activity. Gene Ontology annotation, biological process: leukotriene biosynthetic process. Lineage: Eukaryota; Metazoa; Chordata; Lepidosauria; Squamata; Sphaerodactylidae.
UUGCUGGGCGUGUUCUUGGCACACGGCGCUGCCUGUUUGUGUAUGAGGUGUGUGUGUGUGUGUGUGUGUGUGUGUGCGCGCGCGCGCCCUCCGCCCCUUUUCGUCCCAAGUCUUUCUUCCACGUGUAGCAGGUUUUGUAACCGCAAGAAAGACCGGAAGGUGCCGAGAAAAUGGCUGGUGAUUUGAUGUGGCUUGCUGCAGUCUCCCUUCUUUCCGCCUGCCAGCAAAGUCAUUUUGCUUGGCUUGUGGGAAGGUCAAGACUAAAGCACAAGAUCAUGCCUCCAGCUGUCUCUGGGUCACUUGAAUUUGAGAGGACAUUCCGUGCUCAGCAGAACUGUGCGGAGUUUUACCCUAUCUUCCUAGUGACCUUGUGGAUUGCUGGAUGGUUUUUCAAUCAAGUAGCUGCAGUUCUUGGUCUGAUAUAUAUGUUUGCACGUCACAAAUACUUCCAUGGCUAUGCAGAAUCUGCGAAAGGAAGAUUACCAGGUUUUUAUUUGAAUUUGGUGGUUGUGAUGGUCCUGAUUGCCUUGGGCACAACAGGGAUUGUGAAUAGCUUUCUGGAUGAGUAUUUGGACUUCAAUAUAGGAAACAAACUACGUAAACUGAUUUAAAGAUUCUUCAUGUGCAUAAAUCAGGCAGAUGCUGCUCCUGGAUAUCAAGAAAGAAGAUAAGCCAUAGGGGUUAAAUUGCAAACAGUCUGAUUUCUUCACUAGCAUUCCUUUGCAAUGCAAAAUGUAUCACUUUCAUGAAAUUUUGUUUAUUUUCAUGCAUGCCGAAACAUUCUGUCGGAUUGAAAAAGACACUAUGUAAAAUGCAUUUAUAUUUUGAGACUUCUGUUUAAUACUGCACAGCAGCAUCAACUUUUAACUAUGUAGAAAUCAAUAAGCCAAAAUAUAAACAGUUGUGCUGCUCACACAACUCCGAUCAAA